This is a messenger RNA of Aspergillus udagawae, 4710 nucleotides long. Its product is annotated as NACHT and WD domain protein. Bases 1 to 4710 code for a protein of 1569 amino acids. The record is from RefSeq and is a predicted model, not a curated record. Gene Ontology annotation, molecular function: protein binding. NCBI's taxonomy places the organism in Eukaryota, Fungi, Ascomycota, Eurotiomycetes, Eurotiales, Aspergillaceae. The transcript has 3 exons.
AUGCCGCAUCAGUAUGGGAGUGAGGUUUCUGCAACGAGCAUCUUCAGUCACAGCACUGUCCAAACGACUGAGACAGAUGUCGAAAGCAAAUUUGCCACAGAAGUUAGCACUGAAGAGCUCCGAGGACCCCUAGGACUGAAUCUUCUGGCUUCUCCAGAACAACCUCUAAUCGAUUUGAUAUUCGUUCAUGGUCUCGGAGGUGGUUCCAGAAAAACGUGGAGUAAAACAACUUCUGCUUCGCAUUACUGGCCAAAGGAAUGGCUUCCUAGGGAUCCCGCGUUUAAGAAUGCUCGGGUGCACAGUUUCGGAUAUGAUUCUGACUGGAUCAAGGGUAAGGAUAAUUGCCUGGACAUCUAUCACUUCGCCCGAUCUUUGUUGGGCGAAUUGAGUACUUCACCCCGUUUGCACAAUGCAGAUACACCAAUCGUUUUCAUCAGCCACAGCAUGGGCGGUCUGGUCGUCAAAAAGGCGUUUCUGUUGGCAAAGCAAGAUGCGACAGAUCGCUAUCUGGUCAAAAGAAUUCGUGCCAUGUACUUCCUCGCGACACCUCACCGAGGCUCUGAUUCUGCCAAGCUUCUAAGCAAUAUCCUCAACAUCGCGUACUCGUCGCGUGCCUACGUCUCAGACCUGAAGCGCGGAUCGGACGCUAUAAACUUGAUUAAUGACGAAUUCCAUAGGCAUUCAGAAGACAUAGAUCUUUGGUCAUUUUACGAAACACAAAAGCUCAGCCUAGGUGUUUUCCGUGUGCUGAUCGUUGAUCCCGACUCGGCUACACUUGGAUAUCGCGAAGAGAAACGAAUACCUUUGAACGCGGACCAUCGCUCCAUAUGCAAAUUCGAAGCGCCAAGCGAUCCAAAUUAUAUACUCAUCCGCAAUGCACUCGCGUCCACAAUCAACAGUGCCACGGUAUCAGCGCUGAAAUCGAAGGAGAGGCUACUUCGGAGCAACAUCAAAGACCUGGGGGAAUACCUAGACGUGUCCGACAAGUUGGAGGACGACUUGAUACUCGUUCAAGAUGCCCGCUUGCCGGGGACUUGCGAAUGGAUACAAUCGAAGAAAAGUUACCUAGAGUGGCAUGACAACGCCAAUGCUGCACGUGUGCUUUGGCUCUUCGGAAAACCUGGGUCUGGCAAGUCGGUACUUUCAGGAUACUUGAUUUCUCAGUUACGCAUGAAGCAUGAAGCUUGCAGCUUCUUCUUUUUCAAACACGGGGAGAAGUCCAAGUCACGGCUUAGUGCCUGCCUUCGAUCUCUCGCUUUUCAAAUGGCUUGCGCAAACAGUGGGAUUCUGCAACUACUGCUUGACAUGCGUGAAAGCGAUGUAAAGCUCGAUGGUCACGAGGACCGUAUCCUCUGGCGAAGAUUGUUUUCGUCUGGGAUCUUUAGAACAGAAUUCCGUCGACACUACUGGGUCAUUGAUGCUCUCGAUGAGUGUGCAAACCUGUCCUCUUUCUUCGAAAUUGUGCUUGGCCAGCUUGAUCCCUCAGUCCCGCUGAGAAUUCUGGUCACAAGCCGACAAACGUCGGACAUCGAAAGGUGUAUUACAAUGUUAGGAAAUAACCAAGUCCGAGCGGAGCUUAUCUCAUCUGCGGACACGAAGAAUGACCUGGAAUCGCUUGUUCGAGCGAAAGCCAGUACCCUAAUUGUCAGAACCGAGGCUGAUCGUGCUGCUUUGGCGGAAAGAAUUCUAGCGAAGUCUCAAGGAUCUUGGCUUUGGACUGUUUUGGUUCUCAAUGAGUUGUCUGACUCACAUUCGGAAGAGGAGAUUCGCCAGGCCCUCGCGGAAGUGCCCAAGGACAUGGAAGAACUUUACUUGAGAACACUAGACUUGAUGUCACGAACUACACGUGGCAAGAGGCUGAUUAAAGCUAUCCUUGCCUGGGUUACAACUGUAACGCGGCCUCUAACUGUGGAGGAGCUUGAAGAAGCUUUGAAACUAGAUAUCAACGAUAUAUUCCCUAGAUUGAGGGAAAGCAUAAGUGCAUUGUGCGGGCAGCUGGUGGCUAUUGAUAAGUUUGACAGAGUCCAGAUGGUGCAUGAAACUGCUAGGGAGUUUCUAUUGAACAACAGUUUGCAUUCAGAGUUCGCGAUCGAUACGGCCGAUGCUCAUACGCGUAUCGCAAGAGCUUGCCUUACGUACCUUGCAGGGGAGGAGAUGAGGCCACCGAGGACCAAUAGGCGAGCCAUUUCAAGGACCCCAGCCGACAAGCGAAGCGAGUUCUCUAGCUACGCUUCCUUACAAUUCUCUUAUCACCUAAUGAAGGCCAAUCCACUAGCAGACGACCUUCUGACUUUACUUGACAAGUUCCUGAAAACCAACGUCUUUUCAUGGAUCGAAGUUAUCGCUAGAAGUAAGAAUCUCAUGCCACUCAUCCGCACUGCGAGGAACCUGAAAAUAUAUUUGAAUGCCUGCUCCGGCCAGCGGUCACCGCUCGCGACUGAAUUACAAAGGGUGAGAGGUUGGAUAACGGACUUGAUCAGAAUUGCCGCAAAGUUCUCAGAUACUCUCAUCAGCCUACCGUCGGCGAUAUACUCGCUGAUACCCCAAUUCUGUCCCUUAGAAUCGACAGUGCACAAGACUGCAAGCCCCGGGCGAAAGAUAUCUGUUAUUGGAAUGUCGAACGCUUUGUGGGAUGAUCGACUCUCUUGCAUUGAUUUCCAUCAAGGCCAAACUAGCGCACUCAGCCAUGGACACGAGUUUUUUGCGGUGGGGUUGAGUACCGGUCAGAUAUUCGUGUACUACGUGACCACUUGUCAGGAAUACAAGAAGCUUGAUCAUGGAGAGGCGGUUCUGUUCCUGCAGUUCGGAACCAAGGCGGAGUUACUCGCCUCGUGUGGGUUGAAGAAGGUUUCAGUAUGGGACUUUCGGAACGGUCAUAUCCUUUACAGUUUCGAAGUGGCGGCUAGGCCUAUAGGACUUACAUUCGACGAAGAUUUCCUGGUUAUUCCAACGUACAAAAAUUACUUGGCGUCUUGGGACCUGAACAACAAUGGCGCUAGACAACCAGACAGGCCGUGGAAUGACACAGGCGAUGACGACUGCGCGCGAUCGAGGCGAGUUCCAAGCGCAAUUUCAAUCUCCUUCGGACAUAGAAUGCUCGCAGUCGCAUAUAGUGGACGACCGAUUGCUCUCUGGGACCUCGAAGAAGAUGCUUAUUUUGGUUCUUGCGGCAAAAAACUUUCCGAUGGUGGAACGAGCACGCAUUUGGUGACAGCCCUGGUAUUCAACCCCAACCCAGCUAUUGGUCUGCUUGUUGCAUCAUACCUUGAUGGUGAACUUGUUCUUCUCAAUCCUUUUGACGAUCAAAUUCUGGAAAGUCAUCGCGCGAAUUGCCACACGCUCGCAUCCAGUCCAGACGGACGCCUGCUUGCAGGAAGUGCUGGAUUCGGAGCAAUUCAGAUAUACGAAUUCGAUACCCUCACGCUGCUUUACCGAGUCCAAGCAUCGAGUCUCCAUAUAAAACAGCUAUCUUUCAGCAUCGAUAGCCUGCAUUGUGUCGAUAUUAGAGGAUCGCAAUGCAAUGUUUGGGAACCGCCGAUGCUCCUUCGGAGUUCAGUCGGUGAUGAUACGAGCGAAAACUCGUCGCAAUCGUUUGUAGAUGCGAUUUCCACGGACACCAAGGUCAAGAUCAGCGCUAUUGCAGUGAACAGUGACAGGGAUGUUGUCCUAUGCGGCCGCGAUGAUGGGUCUGUCUCAUUGUACGACCCAAGAACUGGGUCUAGGAAGCUUGAAAUCUGCCGUCACAACUCACCAGUUCGCAUCUUGGAAUGGUGGACUCAACAUGACCUAGCUAUCAGCAUUGAUGUAUCAAACAAGAUACUCGCCUGGAAUGUGAGAAAGUCGGCACAAGGCGAAUGGGUUGCCGAGAGAAUGGCAUUUCAGUCCCGACUAGAGUCUGGCAGUUCCAUCGUUCAAUUGCUCACGUCGAAAGCAAUUGGCAAGUUCCUCAUAUCAACGCAUGAAUCAGAUCAUCUGUGGCAAGUUGAUGGCCACGAGGAGAAUUCACGAAUAUAUACCGAUAGGCUAGGCGUGCGGAAAUGGGUGCAGCAUCCACGCUCAGCACAUCACGCAAUUUGCUUUGAAAGUACAGCUGUCCGAGUGUAUACUUGGGAUAAGUGGUUACAGGUCCUAUCUGUGUCACUUGACAUCAGUGUGCGAGAGCUGGAGUUUAAGAGCAUCAAACAAUUUGCGUUUCAUACUGCAAAGGGUGUUCUUAUUGAGCUCUCCGAAUCAGGCGGCCCGGCGAAGACUCAGAACCUAUAUCUUCUGGACGCACAAUCCUUCGAAGCUAAUAAUAAAUACAACGUCAAGGAUGUCGUCGCAGUAUCAACAGGCUUAGACGACGCUCUAGCACCAUUAUCAAUAGUCGAAGGUCAAGGCGUGCAAGAAGGUGAGCCGCUGGUUUCACCAGUGGAGCCAAGGCUCGCUCUACUGGCACAGAGGGUCGCACACGUUAUUGGAAUUUGCGAAUCUAGUAGACUGGUCUUCCUCGACACCGGCUCCUGGGUAUGUUCUGUGAGACUAGAAAAUCGAACACCUGAUAUAACAUCAUACAGCAGGCAUUUCUUCAUCCCGUACGACUGGGUCGCGGGGUCGCGGGACGUAAUUUGCGCCGUGCUUCGGCGGGAUAUCCUCUUUGCACGCAAUGACGAUCUCGUUAUUAUCAGGGGUGGAUUCGAUUUUACGGCAGAGAUUCACCUGAAGGAGUAA